Spirometra erinaceieuropaei is the source of this 1399-nucleotide messenger RNA. NCBI's taxonomy places the organism in Eukaryota, Metazoa, Platyhelminthes, Cestoda, Diphyllobothriidea, Diphyllobothriidae. The record is from the annotation of a GenBank genome assembly.
AUGCUAGACGUCCAAGUGUGUUGCCAUGUAACAGCCGACAGUUGCUUUGGUGAGAGGGAAGACGAAUAAGGCGGGUGGCAGAAGACUGUAGCGUGACAGUACGUGUCCUUUUUACUGGCAGACAGGUAGCCGCGACCAGUUCAUCCGUGGAUACCUUAACUCCGCAACUGCAACAGUAAACUGUCCGAAAUUCCUACCCUUUGGUUACCUUAGUUAAUCGUCUCCGUUUUGUACUUACCGUUAACUUCCCCUCUAUUGUCUUGUUCACCCAUUGUGGGAUAUACGACAUUCUCUGGCCGAUAAAUUAUGCUGUACAACCUGAAUAACUGAACCAAUCCGUUGGAAGAACGAGCGGUGCCUCACCGAUACCUCCUUAUGUCAUCGCCGUUCUCGCUUGCUGGACCAACUAAGGACCGUCUCUAGGCCAACCGCCCCACGCCAAAGGACCUACCAGUGUUCCCUAUCCCAUUUGAACGCCAACCUAUCCUCCUGUCGUCCUAAAUAAUUCCGAAUCUUCUCCCUCGGCUACUGUCUGGUUUUCUUAUUUGGGGUCGAAUAAGAGGGUUUGGACACUUAGCACUGUUUGACCGCUUAGAAAUUGGAGAGAGUGGUAGGAUGUAGCAUGGCAGAUGCGGUGUUAAAAUUUUGUUAAGGCUAUGGAGAGGAUCUCAGUACCUGAAGGUCGUCCACCCAAACCAGACACGUAGAUAGUUUAUGAUGAUUACGAUCUCUGAUAGGACUGUGUGAAGACCUCUCCGGAGACCAUUGACGAAUGGGCACGACCAGUGGCCAUCCUCAGUCGCCUCGAUAACGGAGCUGAUGCCGUUGACAGGACAGCCAACCUCACUUCCUCGUUCACCUCUGCGACGAUGUUCGAGCGUCUGCGAAGAGAAUUUCUGUGCCCCUGAAGGAUCACCAACAGCUCUCUGGGGAACUGACCAUUUUCUUUCAACGACAUCUACGUGUUCUGGCCCGACAAGCGUUUCCCAACAACUCCUACGCGGAGCUGGACGCCACGAUACUGGAGGACGUCGUGGAUGACAUCGCCCUCCCAGAGGUCGGACGCCAGUUUGUCCGAGACCCACUCAACAGUAUCAAGGUGGCCGCCGACAUCGCUCACCGCGAAGAAGCCAUCCAGACCUCGUACCCGCCGGAACCGCAGUCUCUCUCGGCAUCAUUCGGACUUUGCUCAACACCUGUCAUCCUACAGGGCCCUUCGAUCGACGUCUUUGCCACGGGACAACGACAAAUCUCCGAUGUUUUGACCCAAACGGCAAGGUGGCAAUGGAACCCUUCCCAGUCUCCUCCUCGACGCGGGAACUGGAGGCAACAGCGUGCUCGUCAGACCCGCCCUCAGUAUAACCCCGCUGUUCAUAAUAUCGCCGCAUGUGAAGAAUAG